ACAGAGUGCAUUUAUAGGUUCUUUUAGCGACUUUUAUGGACUACUUGUUCCAUACAAUUGCAUUCAAUUAGUGGAUAUUAUUGAUAUUUAAAAUCUACUUAGUCAAUCAAGCAUAAAGUGGGUCAAAGUUAAAAAAGAGGAAUAUUAGUUCUAUGUGGUAACAUUUAAUGCACUGUUAUACAUGUAUUUAUGCUUGUAUCUGCACAAGUCUACUGGGAAUAAUGCAAGUGAUAAUAGGAAGACUUGUAUUGUGAAACACAAGAAUCAGUGUUGAUGUAUAUUGCCGUAUAAGCGUUAGAGUAUAAUAUAUUUCCUUUGACGAUAAAUACAAGCUUGCUUGUAAUCUAUUUCUAAGCUGAUAGGUUUUUCACAUUUUGUGUUUACUAAAAGUUUCCAAUAGGACAUUUGUUUGUACCAUUUCAAAAUGGAGAUUACCUGAAGUAAACGUACGGAAACCCAACAACCAUCGUCUUCUCUUGGGGUACCGACAAUGAUUCAGAUUGCAUGGGUUCAAUCAACUCUUCGAACAGACGGAGUAGAAUGAGCAGUUCCGUGGAUUUGACUAGUGGACAGUCAGAAGAUCUAUCACGCGAGGAACCGGAGGGAGGAAACGAGGGGGAGGGCGGGGCUGCGGCAAGGGGAGGGGAUGAGGUAACGGAUAGCGACAACGAGCAACACGACCUCUCGACAAUCCUGGCGUAUCUUAUACGCAGUGGGCAGGUCAGAAUCCUGCAUUCUGACCAGGAUGAGGACUACACCGACGAUGACGAGGGUUACUUCGAACAUCCAAAACCUGCCCCCAUUGCUGACCCAAAUCCGGAUACUUCCAGAAUAAAGAAAAAUGAUAUAUACGAGGAAACUCUUCUCAAGACAGGACGGAGCAGUGCCUUUGAUAAGACCCAUCCAACUAUCCCACAAAUGCUCUUUAAGAGGCAGUGUGGGAUGCAAAACCAGGGUAAAUUCAUACCCAGCGAUAGAAGAGUGAUCUCAAAGCCCUUUUUACCAAACUCGUCUACUACCUUAGACAACUAUCGCCAGAAGACAUUCUGCGGGACAUACUCUGUGGACGGCAACAUUUUCCUCUCAGCCUCUCAAGAUCAAUGCAUUCGUGUAUACGACACUCGCGAUGAUGAGUUCAAGUUGUUAAAGAAAGUGCGAGCCCGGGACGUCGGCUGGAGCGUUUUGGAUACUGCCUUCAGCCCAGAUGGCAAUUACAUGGCGUAUUCAAGUUGGUCAGACUGCAUCCACCUGUGUAAUGUGUAUGGAGAUGAGGAGAUUCACCAGGCCCUACCUCUCCACCCUAACGCCAACAGCUUCUGUAUCUUCUCACUCACGUUCUCCUCAGACAACAGAGAAAUCAUGGGAGGCGCCAAUGAUGGUAACCUGUAUGUGUAUGACCGGGAUAGUGGACAGAGAUCUUUGAAGAUUGAAACCCAUGAGGAUGAUGUGAAUGCAGUAGCGUUUGCAGACCGUAGCUCUCAAAUACUCUUCAGUGGUGGAGAUGAUGGGCUUAUCAAGGUUUGGGACCGGCGUACACUGAAAGAGGGGAGCCCAGUCCCUGUGGGUAUUAUGGCGGGUCACUAUGAUGGAAUAACCUUCAUAGACUCAAAGGGUGAUAGUCGAUACUUGCUGUCUAACUCCAAAGACCAAACCAUGAAACUGUGGGAUGUACGCAACUUCUCUCCUCAAGACGCCAUAGAACAAACAAAGAGGGCUGUCUCCAAGCAACGAUGGGAUUACCGCUGGCAACAGGUUCCCAAGAGAAUGCUAAAGAAGCCGCAGUUGGAGGGUGAUGGGUCUGUAAUGACGUACCGGGGUCAUUCAGUGCUUCACACACUUAUACGCUGCAGGUUCUCCCCGGAGUAUUCCACGGGCCAGCGUUAUGUAUACACUGGGUGUGCUCUUGGUAACCUUGUAGUGUAUGACCUGCUGUCGGGGAAUGUUGUUCGAAAGCUGGAGGGACACAGGUCAUGUGUGAGAGAUGUCAGCUGGCAUCCGUAUGAGAACAACAUUAUGACUGCAUCUUGGGAUGGUACUGUUCGCAAGUGGACUUACGAAGCUAAAGAUGAGAUCAAUGAUUUACGAGUGGACAGUCCAGAUGAUAACGGCAACAGUGACGAUGAUGAUGAUGAUGAAAGUAGAAGGCGGCGGCGUAGUCUGAGACAUUGUCAUGAAAAAAGACUCUCGAAAAAACAGAGAACUUCAAGCCAAUGUGAAUACCUUAUGCCGGAGAAGUGUGGGGGGUUGUUCGAUUGAUAUUAGGAGUUUUAGUAAGAAGAUGUGAAACCCUGAACGUAUGGAACUCAUUGUAUGGUGCUGAAUGAUGAAUCAUUUCACUUUGAACAACGUAUUACUAUAUCCCAGGGAGUUGUCAUAGUAGCUGAAUGGGUGCAUGUUGGUCAUUCAGGGUGUAUUGGAAGUGUUCAUAUGUUGACAUUUGAGACCGUCAGUGUUGAACUCACAUUGCGGUGAAUGAUAAGUCUUUUGAUUAACGUUUUGAAGGAAUGAAUCAUCGCACUAUAAUGAGAAUCUUGUGGAAUUAUAUGCUUCUGUAAUCAAGACAAUUGCAUAUCUGUGAUUUGUUCAUGAAGAAAUGAAACAUUUAGCCAUGUUUAGCUGAUUUUUAGCUCAAAGGCUCUGCUAAUGCUUGCUUUAAACUGGAAAUAUUUGUUGAUGCUGUGGAGAAGAUUGUACAGGUAUCAUGUGAUUACAAUAAUUUUAUUUAAAGCACUUACAUAUAUAUAAGGGUUCUAGCUAAAGAGUUAAAUAAGGGUGCUGCACCGGGUCCUUUUCCUAGCGUUCUUCUGUCCUCAUGAACACCAGUAAGUCAAUCUUUCUGCCGUCAUAGAAAUAAAUGCUUAAGAUAACCAAAUAAUUCUCUUGUUUAGAUUAAUUAGAUUUUAUAUACAUACAAACAAUGCAGAGAGGCUGUUGAACCUAGAAAUACUUCAAUUAAACACAAUCCCUUAUAUUUUUGAAUUCCAAAGUUCAAUUUCUUUACAGCCCAACACAUUGUGCCCCUUCCAACUUAACCACCCUGUCCCUCCUCUGCAGCACCCUGUCCUGUUUUAAAACCUGGCCAGAACCCUAUAUAUGGCAGUACACACAUUUUUAUACACACAUUUUUAUUUCAUUCAAAGUAUUUACAUGCAUAUCCACUUCUGCUGUAUUUGCAAUUUAUAUUGAGCAAUGUACUCGCAUCUAAGAGUUCAUAGCCGAAUUGCUGUAAAUAGAUAAUGAAAGAAAGUAUCUGCAUUUUAGUAUGGUAAUUUGAGCAAGCCCGGAUGACAUUUUGCCAGUGGAGGGCUUGCGGGCUUGUGCUAAUUUCGACCACUGUAUGGUAGUCAUAAACUUGCCAGGAAUUUGAUUGUUGUUAUCUGAAACUCAGAACGAAUAGGCAUUGUAAAUAAAUUAUAUGUUGUACAUGUAUGUAUAUGUACUGACAUUCAAUAACAUGCUGUACAAUGUACAUAUAUAAAUUUGACGGUUGAUUAUGAAACCUCAAUAGCUGAAAAUUACUUCCAUUCAAGGUUUUCCAACUCUUAUUGUAUGAAAAUAUUUUCAACACAUCUCCACAUAUUUUUUUAGUAGGUUAACAACAUAAUUUUUUAUGACGAAAAACACAUGAAUUAAUGAAUCUGUUUUCUGAUUGGUUAAAGGGUUAUCAUAAUCUAUGUUAUAGAAAGAAUUUUAAUUUAUUUAGUAUUCCUGUUUAUUUAAGAUUGAAUAUUUAUAACGACAUUAUUAAUAGGGACAAAAACUUCAUACUAUCUAGAUACAUGUAUGUUAUAAAUACACAACUAUGUGUUUUAUGAGCAGAAAAAGAAUAAACAAAAAUGAUACCUAAAAUAAUAACAUGAUAUUUAAAGUGUUUAAAGAGUGCAAAAUAGGUCAUUUUCCAUAAAUUUUUAAGUUGAAAUAAAGAGCAAAUAAUAAUACAAACUGAUAUAACUAUAUGGAUAAUGAUGUUUUUUUUCUUUGAUUUAUUUAACAUUUAAACGUAUUCAGCAUUCAAUACCCUUAAUAUGAUGACGACAUACUAUGGAUCACCUAGGCAUCAAAAUAAAACAUAGUUAUUGUAAAUGGAGUUACCAGAAGCUAGCUUAUUUGUGGAUUCUUUAAUAAGAUGUGUUAUGCUGACAUUUAAUGCCUAUUUUAUAAUAUAAUAAUGAUAUUUGAUCAUUUUAUGAUAGUCAUAACAAUGAUAUUUGUGUGUACAUGUUGUUAUAGAAUGCUGUGCAUUCUUAGCUCAAUGAUAUUUCCUCUUAAAUGUUUGGUAUUACUAUGAUUUAUCUGUAAAUGUAUUAUUGCAUUUACUGAAUGAUUUUGUGAUGUACACUUCUAUUUUGUAAGGCUGAUUUAAAAAUGAUUUAGUCAGGUUUUACUUUUAUAAAGUUAUGGAAUAUAUUUUUAAAGUUUACAGCAAAUGCAUCUGUUCUUCCAAACAAAUAAAAUGUAAAUAUAUAAAAAAAUAUACAAAUUUAAAACUAAGUGGAAAUUUGGCAGUCAUAUUUGUCAGUGGCUUUCUUCAUUAUCACUUUGCUGGAAUUAUUUGCGCUAUUUAAAAUAAAUAAAUAAAAACAUAGUACUGUAUAAACUGUGUAUAGGACGCUAGCAUAGAUAGGACGCAGGCAAAAAAAACGUGGUGAAAAAUAGGAAGCAGUGAGAAAAUGUCAAAAUCAUCAGCCAUUAUCAUUUGUAAAUUUUAUUGAAUCGUGAAAAUGGCAAAUGUUAUUAAAUAGUACAGCACAUGUACAUAAAUAAUAUAAUAACUUCCCGAUAAUGCUCUUUGUAGUCACGAAUUGUAAUUAAUGGAAUUAAUGGAAUUUGUGCAAGUGUUUGGUUUUGCCAAUUAUCACCUGUAUAAAUUGAUAACACAGUGUUAUGUUAUGUUCACAAAUUAUUCUUGUGUUUCAUAUUUAUGUCAGAUAUAGAAUGCUUUUCAGUUUUUGUUGUGUCUGUUUUUAAUGUGCUUGCUCUUACUGUUAAAGAGACUAGACGCAAGAUGAUACAAUUGCAAGAAAAUAAAGAAAAAUGUCAAAAACUUGCAUCAAAUUGAUAUGGUAGUGUACAAAGCAUUGAAUCUUACUAACUAUCAUGUAUUACAUGCUAUUUUUAAACAGGGAAACUCAUCAGAGAUUGUUGACUUUAUUCUUUAGAUCAUGUAAAAUGAUGUAUGAUCGGCCACAAACUAGCUCGUAUUGAAAAUUUCUAGGCUUGUUUUGAGGAAAAACUGUAAUUACCAAUUUAUGGACCAUCUGGUGUCAAGUCCCUUUAAAGUGUUAUUUUCUAUGUUAAUUUAUUAUUUGUUACAUAAAGAUUAAUCUAAACAGUAAAACACAUGUUGAAUGAGUCUCUCUGAUAUUGCUUUGUCCUAUUAUAUAAAAGACUUAACUAAGUUAGGCAAACCGUUUUAGUUUUUCAAAAUCAUUUUUGUGCCUUUUCAAUUAGCAAAAUUGCGUGUGAUAAGUCUGUAAUUAGGAAAAUAUGAACAUGGUUAUUUUACUAAGAAAUAAUUCAAUUUUCAGUUUUUGUAUUAUGCCAUUUUCCAGCCCUAUUUCAAUUCAGAAGUUCUCUUUUGGGAAAAUAGAUGUUUUUUGCAAGGGAAAAUGGCCAAUAUUCAACAGUUAAAUUAAUAAAAGAUGAUCACUGACAACAUAAUUUUUAGCAUUUCUUUUUUCAAAGAACAUCUAUCAAGGUAUCAAUAUAAUCUUGGUGUUGACAAUUGUGGUGUCAUAUUGCAAAACAACAUUCUAUAACCAUGUCCAUAUUUUGAAAACAGGGAAUACCAGAAUGCAAGAGACAAUACAUGUAUAAGCAAGGCACAUGUCUCUGGCUUGAAUAAGUAUGGAAUUAUUCUGCCAUUUGACAGAAAAAAAACAAGAGCAGACGAGCGUUGGCUAUCACCCCCGGGCACUCUUGUUAUGCUUUAUGAUAAUCAUGUGUGGAAAGGCCAUUCUUAGAAUAUACCUUGCAUUUCAUUCUCGUGUUCAUUGUAAUUAUACAUUUGUUUGUUAUUAGUCUUAAUUUAUACUACGAUCUGAUUCUCUUGAAAUACUUAAGAAUAUGAAAAAAGGUUAUUUCUCUAUAUCUGCUUUUAAGUACCCUUAAAUAUUCUUGUUAACAGAAAGUGACAACAUUUCACAGGGGUUCCAGAGUUCAGGAUUAUGAGCUUUAAACUUCAGACUAUUGUACAGUAGUAAAAACUGUUUUUGCUCAGAAAUUUGCAUGAAAAACAGUAGGAAGUACCUUGAAAUGAAAAUAAAUGACUGGAAACAAUUUCAAAAAGGGUCUUGUCACAUUAACCCUCCUUUGGGCAUGAAUCCCCCGUAGUGAAAUGCAUCGUGGGCUAUAUUUUAGGAUUUCCAAUAAUCGGCUGUUAGAAUCCCUGAUUACAUGUAUACAAACAUAUAAUCAAAUACUUUGGUCCUGAAUUGCUAAUAAUGGAUUCAAUUGUUUUGGGUAGUGAUAUUAAUUCCUAAAAUCUAGUCACAUGUAGAUUACUGGGACCAUUAUAAAGAUCGUAAUCAUGAACGAAACAUGAAAACAACCUGAAGUCAUAUUGUUUAAUAUUUCUUAGAAAGUCUAUUACAAAUCAUUGAGAUGCUAAUGACUGCUGGACUAGACUACAAAGAGUUAGAUAGAUCCAGUCUUGAUGGCAGAAAGAAUGAUUUCGUUAUUGUUCAGAUGUGUUGUACCACCUAUAUACUGUUGGUAUUGUUAAGACAUGGCCAGUGUGUUGUUUAAGUUUUCUGCCUUGUUAAUCAUAGCUUGUUCUUGCUUGAUCCGGUUGCCCGGAUGGUGUAAUCAUGUUAUCUAGGUGUGAGGCUACAAUUAAUGAAAAGUUUGUUCAGCGUAAGCCUCUCCAGUGGUUGCGAUUUUCACUAUGGAAUUAAGGAGUUGAAGUAAGUUUUUAUUACAUAAUUAAGGUGUUUAGAAGCAAAACAUUGAUUUUCAUUAUGCACUUAAGGUGUUUAGAAGCAAAACAUUGAUUUUCAUUACAGACUUAAGUUGUUUAGAAGCAAAACAUUGAUUUUCAUUACGUAAUUAAGGUGUUUAGAAGCAAAACAUUGAUUUUCAUUACGUAAUUAAGGUGUUUAGAAGCAAAACAUUGAUUUUCAUUACGGACUUAAGGUGUUUAGAAGCAAACAUUGAUUUUCAUUACGGACUUAAGGUGUUUAGAAGCAAAACAUUGAUUUUCAUUACGGAUUUUUUGAAGUAAAAAUUGAAUUGAGGGGUUAUGAAGUAAAACUUGGGUUGGGUAACGCCAAACAAACUGUUUAUUUAUUGUGACCUAGCAUGACUGAUUAGUGGUAAUAUACACAUUUACUGGUUUUACACCUUUCUGUGUUUGUUAUUUUUUUCAGUCUUGUUUCAUUUUGUUUGUUUUCUUUUGUGUUUACUGGUUUUGAAAAGUGUAAAAACUGAUCAUGUUUUAGUUCAAUUUAAACAUUUUUGUUCUCACUUAUAAAAUGUUCAUGUACAUAGAAUGAAUGGAAAUAAAUUGUUAAGAAUA
Mya arenaria is the source of this 7516-nucleotide messenger RNA. Its product is annotated as DDB1- and CUL4-associated factor 11-like. The coding region runs from base 505 to 2256 and encodes 583 amino acids. The transcript is spliced from 17 exons. Gene Ontology annotation, biological process: proteasome-mediated ubiquitin-dependent protein catabolic process. Gene Ontology annotation, molecular function: protein binding. Gene Ontology annotation, cellular component: Cul4-RING E3 ubiquitin ligase complex. The record is from RefSeq and is a predicted model, not a curated record. Lineage: Eukaryota; Metazoa; Mollusca; Bivalvia; Myida; Myidae.